Molecule: messenger RNA, 2093 nt
Organism: Salpingoeca rosetta
Lineage: Eukaryota; Choanoflagellata; Craspedida; Salpingoecidae
Exons: 8
Coding region: 84-2093 (669 amino acids)
Cellular component (GO): Golgi apparatus; TRAPP complex
Molecular function (GO): protein binding
Source: RefSeq, a predicted model, not a curated record
CAGACACUCAAGCACAAGCACACUCAUUGCCAUAUAAAUAGGACGUCAUCGAACGACAAAGGACGACAACAACAACAACGACGAUGGAUGAGAAGGAACACAGCGAUAAGCAGAGUGCAGUGGAGGUGGAGGAGGGGAGAGAAGAUGAGGAAAGAGCAGGUGACGAGGAGGAAGAGGUGAGCCUGGAAGGAGAGGAGGAGCAGGAGGAAACUGGUGAUGGUGCUGAUGAUGAUGGUGAAGCAAAACAAGUUGAUGCUGCUGCUGAUGAUGCUGGUGAACAAGACAACGAUGAUGGUGAUGGGGAUGAUCAUGAAGACGCUCACGAAGAAGGUGGUGGUGGUGAGGAAGAAGGGGUUGAACUAGAGGAACAGCAGCAGAUGGUAGCACAGGUAUCAAACGACGCCUCAGGGAACACGGAUGCACCGGACCAACAGAACGAGGUUGAGGGCGAUGAUGCAGACCACCAUGCAAGGCAAGAGGAAGAAGCGCAGCCAUCAGAGCAGGCGGAAGCGCAGGCAGCGCCUCCGGCGUCGCCGCCACCCUCAAAAACAGCGAGAGAGGCAACGGUGACGGUGAAUCCAGAGCCUGAAGUGGUUGUGGACGAUGUCGACUUGAAGGAGCAGAGCACGGAUGACACAGACAAGCAAGAUGCAGACGAAGCCAGUGGCACCGGCACAAACCAAAUCAUGAUGGAAGAGGGCACGUCGGACGACUUCCUUGAGGCUAUGGCCACGGAGUCGCGUGCACGCGCGCGGUCCAUCCUUGAGCCAUCUUCGGCGCCAAUAGCGGAGGCAGCAGCCAAGAACCUGGCCCUCGAUGACGAUGCACCAGACGAUGACGAUUACCAGGCUCUCCCGGCAACAGCACAGGCGCCCGCUGGGCUUGGUGAGCUUUCCCGCCAACACAGCGAGCUAGACUCCACGGCUGCCAAGGCCGCCGCACCGCAUGCUGCUGAAACGCAUGCGCCGCCGACCAAAGACGACCAGACGCACCUCGACGUCGAGGAAGUGCCCGUCACGCCGUUGAGCCCAACAGCGCCGGCGCUCCAGUCCCUCGCCGCCAUCGAGGCUGCGUGGAUCAUCCCGCCAGAUGUCCAGCGUGUGUUGGACCAGCGGCGUGAGACGGGAGCGGAGGGUGCCGACGUCUCUGUCGUCUCAUAUGGAUCGCCGGGCAUCGCCCUUGAGGCAGUCUCGAAGCAACGGCCUCUCCCCCGCUUCCUCGCUCCUGCCUUUGCGUGCUCAUGCGUCAACAACUCUCGUUGCCUGCAAGCACAGGAGGAUCCACUGCAGGCAUAUGCGCGGCGCCACGGCGUGGAAUCACUUCGUCGCAGAUCGACGAAGGAGGCACUUGAUCGCCUGUUUGGGCUCUUGCACACGUGCAACCAACUUGUGGCCAAGUUUAACACCGCCACCACCAACCACGACAAAGGGACAAAGGAUGGUGAUGGUGCACAUGGUGAUGAUGGUGGUGACGAUGAGUUGAAGGGCAUGGGCAAGGAGGCGGUACAGAUUUGGCGGGGGCGACAGCACCAGGUCCUGCUGGCCAUCGGCAACGCCUUUUGUGCUUUGAAGGAUUACCGUCUUGCUGCGCGCGUGUACGAGCGAAUGGUGUUGCCGACAACACCACACGACACGCGUCUCCUCUCGCUUCUUGGUCGCAUCGCGCUGCUUGCUGGCGACGUGACGGCGGCGCACCGGAAGUUUGCGAGAGUGGAAGAGCUCAUUGGUGACAGCAGCAGCCCGCAGGUCAUGUGCAACGCCGCAUUCCUCGAACUCGCGAAAGGCGACACGACAAAGGCUGCCGACCUGUUUGCUGCGGCGCAAAAGGCGACAGACGGAAACGACAGCACGCUGGCCACCAACUGGGCAGUGAUGAAACUGUACAGUGGCGAUCUCUCCAUGGCCAUCCGCGCAACAGAGGCAAGCAUGAGUCAGCUUGCAAGCCUGGAUGAAACGCUCAUCUUCAACCUCACGUCCAUGUAUGAGCUCCAGUCUGGCUUUGAUGGAAGACACAAGAAGGAGUGUAUCCCGCGUGUGCUUGAAUGCGUUCACGAUGGCUUCAACGUGGCUGCUCUCAAACUGAGGGAUUUGUAA